Molecule: messenger RNA, 23186 nt
Organism: Podarcis lilfordi (Lilford's wall lizard)
Lineage: Eukaryota; Metazoa; Chordata; Lepidosauria; Squamata; Lacertidae
Source: the annotation of a GenBank genome assembly
ACAGGGGAGGGGAGCUGGAGGAGCUCGGUACGCGCAGGGCGGCCGGAGCAGCAUGGCGGAAGACGAGAGCGAUCAGGAGUCAGAGAGGCUCGGCGAGGAACUCGAGGCCAUUGCCGGGCCGCGGCUUCCCACCGGCUUGUCCCCGGCCUUGAGCAGCCAGUAUUAUUGCUACCGCUUCUGCCAGGUGAGGCGCUGGCCCCGCCCCCUGGAGGCUGACACCUUGCGGGGUGGGGGUGGGCUGGGGAGGCGGACAGAAGGACAGGGGCGGCCGGGGAGGAAAAGCUGCUCGGCGUCGGGUCCCCUGCGGGUGGUUCUCUUGGAGGCGCUUCGCGGGGGCGGACCAACCGCCGGAGGGGGCGACGCUGAGGGCCCCUUUCUCGGCCAAAGCGAGGCGCCGUUCUCCGGGCCCCUGUUCGCUCCCCCCACCCCUCACGGGCGACGACCGGGCGCUUGGGAAGCUCCUUCAUUUUCUCUCCCAUUCCUCUAGUCUCCCCUCAGGUCAGUUUCUCCCCUCGGGAAUAGCGAGGUUCACGAGCUCGUGGUUGGCCCUCCCUUCUUUUAUUGUGAGAGGGAACAGUGAUUUGUGUGGGGUGUCAACAGUGGAGCUCGGCCUGACCUUUUCAUUCCCCCCCCCUCCCUUCCUGGCGCUGUCGCGGUGGGGGUGCUGGGGAGGAGGGAGGGAGGGAGCUUCUCUCCCCGCCCUCUCCGCCCGCCGGUCGGGCAGUUAGUUUGUUGCCAGGGUGGCGCGCGGGGGUCCCCGUGAGGUCAGGGCUUGGCGGAGGGGGUGCGAGUUGUUUGCAAGUGGUGAGGCAAAAAGGAGCAGGAGGAGACAGAUAGGUUUGUUCUCCUCCGGGGAAAGUCUUUCCUGGCCUGUCCUUCCUAUCUUUUAAUAAUAAUAAUAAUAAUAAUAAGGCUUCCUUGCCACGGGAGAAAAAAAAAUGCGGUCCGAGGAAAAUGGUUGGUGGCAAACUAGUUUGCGUUGCUGGUGCUGUUUGUUAGGAGAGGUAGCUGUCCCUGAAGGCUUUUGUUCCCUGGGGAAGAGGAAGAAGAGGAGGACCAUGGUUGGUUGAGUGGUCUUGUUUUAUUAAUCAACUGCUUGGUUCGUAUUAUUUGAAACAUCGCUCGGCUGCUAUUUCUACAAGGUAUCUUAUGACACAAACAGCGCUGUGCAGUGCGUGCUUGAGGUGAAGUUCACCCUAUUUAGCGAAACUUACUUGCAGGUGUGUAUGCUCAUUGGAAUCAAUCAGGGUUUUUUCCCCCUCCUGGAGUCAAUUGUUCUAAUGAAUUAUUUGCUUAAUUUUGAAACACUUGCUGUUCAACUAUUUACCAGGUUUGGAACAUUUUUAAAGCAGUUUCAAGAGCCUAAAGAUGAUAAAUGACAGCUAAAUGUCAUUGCUACAUUGUUUGCAUUUUUGUAGGUUGCUUGUAUAUAAGGCAACAGCAAUUCAAAAUUGACUGGAUGGCAAUGUAUUGACUUGGUGGCCAAAUAAAAAACAAUUUUUGCUAUUCUUAUUUUGUAUUUAAAUUAUUUGGGAUGGACUCCUGUUACCCGCUUACCUGGAAGUAAGUGAACUCAUUGAGUUUUAAUUCUGACUAUAGACAUGUUCAUAUGGGGUUGUUAAUGCAAAGGUAAUCAGAAGAUAGCUUUUAUUUCACGCUGGCCAUACAUUUUAUAUAAAUAGUAUAUCAAAUGCUUGACUAGUAGAUUAUUGUAAACACCAUAGCUUUGUAACCUGUGUUAGGCACUUUUGAUUGUGGUGUAGUGACAAGAACAGGCAGAAGCUCACAACUGUAACUAUAUGCUAGGUGCUUCUCUCCCCUUCCCUAAUAGCAUGCAGACAGAAAAAAAAUGCCAGUGUAUAAAAUGCUAUGCUUUGGAGUAAGACUGCUGAUAGAAACUAACUUGCAAAUCUUUAGCUAGCUACAUCUUGUGUGCUGAUACCCUUUAAAGAAUCCUUUCUGUAAUCCUUUCUUCGUAGCUUUUGAUUUUUAAUAACUAGAUUUAAUAGGACUGUUAAUGGCCCAAUAUUUGUUUCUCUUUCAUUCCCCAUUCUUUCAAACACAUAGAUUCUAGGCACUGAGAGUUCAUCUAUUCCACACAUACAGUGCUAUGUUAGUUGGUGAAAAAUCUGGUUGGCAUGGUAAAACUUGCAGUUUUAAACAGUCUUCAUUGAUAAACAUUUAGACUUCCAAAUCAGUGUGUUUAGGGCUGGAAUGGAAAUCUACUUAACCUGCCUUUCUAUUUUUUAUUGGCUUCAUAUCCUCCAUUUUCUGUUUAAACCAGGCAGUGUUGUGCCUUUCCACUGUCACUGUUUCCUUGGCUCUUUUCUCAUACAAGAUCUGUCUUGUCUUGUAAGGUGUAUUUUUCUCUGUCUCUGGUGUGAGGAGGCUUAGGUAUGGAAGGCCUUGCUAGCUGCUUCGGCCAGGCAGUGUUGCAAACUCGCUUGUGCACUCAUUGUGUACAACCCUGUGAAUAUGUUCCUGACUGGUGUAGAGUGGUUUUAAAAUGAUAUACAAAGUUACUGAAUUAUUACUAUAAAUUUCCACAAUUUGAUGCUAAGGGUAAAGUAGUUGGUAUAAAAUGACAAUUUUAAUAAAUUCCAAUAACACAUACAUUGCUGUGUGCUUGAUAUGGAAAAGUGUGUGGCUAUUAAUUUGCGUGAGUCUGACUGUCAUAUAUGUGUAUUGACAAGCAGUACCUUGCAGUCAAGUUUUUUUUAUAUAAAAAAAAAACCUUAAGAAAAAUGAUGCCUUAAACUGGAAGGAGGAGACAGUGUUAUUACAAGAAAGCAAUAGUGAAACAGAGCUAAAGGAAGCUGUGCUUUUUCAUGGCUACAAUUCCUAUUCCUUAUCAAAUGGGACUGGAGGAUUUAGUUGUCAUAACUAGCUUACGCGUAAGCAACGGGUGUUCCUAACUUUGACAUUGAUUUUGCAAUUUGAUGUUGAGUAACACACCUGUUCAGUUAGUAAUGUUUGUAGGUAGAAGAUAUGCAUAACACAUUUCGGGAUCCAAGUUUGGAGCUGGUUUUUAGUCUUUGGGCAUUUUAGUUUACAUGAACAUAAUCUGAUUAAUAUUAUUCUACUAAAAUAUUUCCUUGAUGGUAAGUACUUUAUGGCAGGUGCUCAUUUACCUUGCAAGCUCUGAGUUCUGAAAUUUGAGGUAGGCCUUUAUAGGAAUAGUGAACUUAGCUGCUACUUACAGGAUUUCUUAUUUUCAUCAACUACUCCCUUUAGCUAGAGCUGACUAUAUUUUUGCAGCAUCUUAGCAAUACUAUCCUGUUUUCAUAUACAAGAUUCUGGCUGGAAUCCUGUGCAUACUUAUCAACAAGCAAGUCCUACUGAACACAGUGGGAUUUGGUAGAAUUGCACUGUUUGUCUCAUUUCUCAGUAGAUGCUGAGUCUUUUAAAUAACUUCUGAAGACCAAGAGUUAAAAGGGCAUUUUAAACAGCUUUGUGUUUAAUAACUCACCAGGAAGGUGUGUAUGUAAUUUUGUUCCCCCUCAGCCAGUCUUAUUGGUUUCCAUGUUGUCUGAGGAGAAAAAGAAGUCUUUCAACUAGCAUAACUGAUAAAAAGCUAGUUAGUAUCUUGUGUUCCCGUGCUGAUCAUAGAGAAAGGGGCUUCCCUUGCUCUGCAGCUAUCAUGGGACCAGGCUACUGGCUUCUUCCUGUGUUCCUUGACUUUUAAAUAGUGCUACAAUAUGUUCUUUGCUUUCAUAGUGAAAGGUGCAUUCAUGAUUGUUAAACUUGUAAAUCAUAAAACAAGUAGUUCUGCAGAUGUUGCUGGACUACAGAUCCUACCAUCCCUAUUGGCCAUUCCAGCUCGGGUUUGUAGGAUUUGGAUUCCAGCCACAUCUGGAAGCCCACAUGUUCCCCAUCUUGGCUGUAAACAUUUCUCCUACUUCUUCAUACAUUGUUUAACUGGCUGAUAAUCUGUAAGAGCAUAACUUUAAUAUCUUUGCUCUUGCUUAUAGUUGUUGGUUCAAAAUACCUUGUAUUUUUACAUUUUCUCCAUAACAUAUAAUUAUGUGUAUAUGCAAUAGAGUAACUUUGAAUUGCAAAUUUUAUCUCAUAGUAAAUCUAGCCUAUUGUAGACUGAGUGAGGAAAUAUAAAAGAGAAAACAAUUAAGCUUUUUUAAAAUAGUAUACUAUGCUAGAAAUGUCACAGAGUAGCCUUCAGCUCUUUACAGGCAGGUAAACCUCUGUGACCAAAGGACUACUUCAAGAUGUGCAGUUGAAGUGUAAGCUGGUUUUGGGUGCUGAUCUUUAGAUAAUGUGCUACAAGUAAAACAGCUAGUUCUUUAACAUCUAGACCUUCUUGGCUGCGAGUCCUAGAAGACCUGCUCUCUGCCUUGCAGGCCUUUUCCCACCUAGCCUGGGAGGGCAGGGCUCUGACUGACUCCAGCUGCAAAGGUUGAGGCUGCUAAGCAGACUCUUGGGUUAGGGUGUUGUUUAGGGCAGGCAUGGUCAAACUUGACCCUCCAGAUGUUUUGGGACUACAGUCCCCAUCAUCCCUGACCACUGCUCCUGUUAGCUAGGGAUGAUGGGAGUUGUUGUCCCAAAACAUCUGGAGGGCCAAGUUUGGCCAUGCCUGGUUUAGGGGUUUUGUUGGGGGUGGGGUUGUUGCAGUUUUUAAUAUAUUUUUUGUACCUUAUUUUAGAUCAUAUUAUGAUUUAUGUGGAAAUGGUUUAAUCUGAUUGUGUACUUUUUAUGUUUUUUAUGUUGUAAGCUGUCGUAAGCAUGGUUUUAACUUUGGAAAGGCAGCAUACAAAUAAAAUUAUGUAUAUAUGUAUGUGAUGCCAGGUGACUUAUACAGUGGAACCUCAUAUUACGUACCGCCCUCCUUACGAAUGCUUCGGGUUACGAGCUCCGCUGACCCGGAAGUAGAUGCUCCUGGUUAUGAACUUUGCCCCAGGAUGCAAGCGGAAGUCGCACGCUGGCGGCGCAGCAGCAGCAGGAAGUGCCAUUAGUGAAAGUGCGCCUCAUGUUAAGAAUGGUUUUGGGUUGCAAACGGACCUCCGGAACGGAUUAAGUUUGUAACCAGACGUGCCACUGUACCUUGUAGGUUGCUACCUGUUAUCAUGAAAUCAUCUCUCUUCUAGCCGAAUUCCUAAGUGAUAUUGGUGGGGGUAACAAGUGUCAUUUCAACCAUUCCCAUUGAUGAUGAUGAUUAUUUAUUAUUUAUAUCCUGCCCAUCUGGCUGGGUUUCCCCAGCCACUCUGGGCGGCUUCCAACAAAAGAUUAAAAGUACAUUAAAACAUCAGUCGUUAAAAACUUCCCUAAAUAGGGCUGCCUUCAGAUGUCUUCUAAACCUCAGAUACAGUGGAACCUCGUGUUACGGAUGGGAUCCGUUCCAGAGGCCCAUCCGUAACACGGAACUGACACAAGCCAAAGUGUCGAGUCUGCGCCCACGCACAGCGCGAUUUAGUGCUUCUUUGCAUGUGCGAGCAGCAAAACCCGGAAGUAACCCAUUCUGGUACUUCCUGGUUGCCGCGGGAUGCAACACGAAAACAUGUAAUCUGAAGCGGACGCAACAUGAGGUAUGACUGUAGUUGUUAAUUUCUUUGACAUCUGAUGGGAGGGCGUUCCACAGGACGGGCGCCACUACUGAGAAGGCCCUCUGCCUGGUUCCCUGUAACUUCGCUUCUUGCAGUGACGGAUCCGCCAGAAGGCCCUCGGUGUUGGACCUCAGUGUCUGGGCUGAAUGAUGGGGGGUGGAGACGCUCCUUCAGGUAUACUGGGCCCGAUGCCAUUUAGGGCUUUAAAGGUCAGCACCACCACUUUGAAUUGUGCUCGGAAACGUACUAGGAUUACGACUGCUGCAGUUAGUAUGGCCAUGUUAAAAAGAAUUAUAAAUUACUGCAGUAUUGUUUCUGGAGAAAAUGCAUGUCAUGCCUGCCAUCUAUUUAUGUUAAAAACAUAUAUGCUUAAUUUUUAUUAACAGAUUUGGAUCAAUUUAGUCCUAUCCAGCAAAAAAGCCUAUGGGAAGAAAUGGAAAUGGGACAUAAAUCAACCUCUUCACUGUGUGAAGCUUCAUUGGUUGUCUCCGGGAUUGGCUAGGCUCAUUUGACAGCAGCAAGAAAACAAGCCUUUAAUGUUAUUGGCCCUGUCCUAUGGAAAGCAAUACCAGUAAAGUUUCAGCAGACUUUAAUCUUUAAAUGUCUGCUGAACUUUUCUAUGCCACCAAGCAUAUUUAAUGUUUUUAUUAAAAUAAAUAAAUGAACACAGUUGAUUCAACCUCAUAAUCUACAUGCAAACACAGAUUCUGUCCCCUCUGUAGUUAAUAUGUUGCAUAUUCCAUUGUGUUUGCAAAUGCAAGGCACACUCAACAUAUUCAUUUAAAUACUGCUUUAAAUAUUAUUUGAACAAGUUGUGCAGCUUCUGCAAUAUAUACUUGAUGCUGAAUACCCUCCUCAUCACUAGACCUGGUAGUAAAAUAUUCAAAGCAGUAAAAACUGAAUGGGAGGAGUUGCCUUAUUCAAUGAUGGUCACUUCAUGUUGAUGAUCUCUAGCAGGCCACCCCACUGCCCUCCCUUCAAGUAUUCAUCCUCAUCCCCCCCUCCAACCACCCCUCCUGUCUUUAUUAGUCCAUCCGUCUUGUUGGAGGAUGUGUGGAAGAACUGCUUGUUACUAAAUGCCUGCAAGCACCUUUGUUCCCUCUCCCUGGCAAGAGCACACACCAGCUCGCUCAAAACAAAGAGCCCCAAAUAAGCAUUCCUUCCUAAGACUUGACCUUAUUGGUGCCGACAGGUAAAAUGAGAUUUCUAAGUGCAGUUUUUCAAAAGAUAAUUUGUUAAUAUGAUAUUUGAUCAGCAUUGAAGCCCACGCAUAUCCAUUAGGUUGGUGGUGGUCUACCUCUCACUCUUUGUUCCUUCUUUUGCUUUGUUUUCUCUUCAGGCUACCCUUUAUUUUCUAUUUCUUUGCUAUAUCUUGCUUGUUAGCUCUUUCUGAAUGUUAUGGAGAGGAUGGAUGCAAUGAGGUGGUGUGUUUAUAUCAAAUACAUAUUUAAAAAAUAAAUACAGUAAUGCUAUUUGGUGAAAGAAUUCCAGCCCGUCACUGAGAUGGGUAAUGAAACAUUCCAAAAGUAAAAAAAGUCAGGACAAAUAGUUGUUGGGUCCCUAGCCCCAGUAGUUUUUCUGUGUAUGUAGGCACACUUGUUUAUAUUGUGCCUGUGUUAGCAGUCCUCAGCUUCAUCCAGAUCUAGUUCUUGUUUAUCAGAGUUCCUGUCCUGUCUCAAAUUGUUGUAAUUUUUGGUAGCAAUUUUAUUGACCCUGACAGUGGACUGCCCAUUUGCCAAAUACAGUGGUACCUCUGGUUACAAACUUAAUUCGUUCUGGAGGUCUGUUCUUAACCUGAAACUGUUCUUAACCUGAAGCACCACUUUAGCUAAUGGGGCCUUGCCGCCGUGCAAUUUCUCUUCUCAUCGUGAAGCAAAGUUCUUAACCCGAGGUAAUAUUUCUGGGUUAGAGGAGUCUGUAACCUGAAGUGUAUGUAACCCGAGGUACCACUGUAUUACAAAAGAGAUCCCCAUGGCUUUGCAACUUGUUAGGAUUCCUCUUUGUUCUGAUUUUGACCAUAUUUAAUUUGUACUCUUUCUUCCCUUUUCCCCUGCCAAUAGGUUGUGGAAGACUAUGCUGGAAGAUGGCAGGUUCCUCUGCCACAGCUUCAAGUGCUUCAGACAGCGCUCUGUUGUUUCACAUCUGCUUGUGUAUCAUUCCCAACUGAUUGUGAGCACGUGCAGUAUGUGCUGAGUAGCUUAGCCUUGUAAGUAUUAUUAUUUCACUCUUCAUCCUGUAAGAUUCCAAUGUUGUGAACAAGUAAAAGUGCUAAACUAUAUCAUAAAAUAUAUAAUGAAACCAUAAAGAAUAGUUUGAGGCCUCAGCACACCUGUACAACUGGUUAAUAAAAAUGCCUGGGAAAAUAGAAACAGAACAACUUCAGCAGAACAUGUCAAAGCAAAAUAUUUGUUUCUCCUAUUUCUGUCCUAAUUUUCUGGAGUUAAUUUUCUGAGUUAAGUGUUGUGAAGAAGAUUAAUCUCUCAUUCCCCCCCCCCCAUGCAAAAAUCAAUGGUUGCUGUCAUAACCAUUUCACAAGUUUCAGUUUGUAAGUAACAAUAUCCUUCUGUGUGUUCACAUGUAAGGCUGGGAUUGGCCUAUAUAUAUUAUUGGGUGAUAGUUCUCAUUUUCCACAUGUUAAUUAAUCUAGCUCUAUGAUAGAUUUGGGGGGGUGGAUUUUCCCUUGUGAAUUUAAGACGUGAAACAGAGCUGAACAUUUCAUAGAAAAGCUAGUUUUAGAUGGGAUGGUGUUAUUACUAUUUUUAAAAGAAACUUAAUUGUUGAUAUGCCAUAUUAGGAUGUUUGCUUAUUUUAAAUUGGAAACCAGCUCAAGCACUUGAUAAACCUGCUUUGAGCAUUUUUUAAAAAAUGAUGAUCAAAAUAAUCUGUGAUCAGAUUGAAAUACCUUUUAUUUUUAAUCCCCUGUCUGCCUCACGUCUGCCACCUCUGUAAAUAGUUGUGUUCAGUUUGACUUGUGAGUCACAAGUUCCUGUACAGUCUCUGUUUUGAAAUACUGAAAGCUCAAUCUUGUCUCUUUUUGAUACAUAUCAACCAGUAUCAGCUGCCAGUGCAGAGUAUGUACUGGGUGUGGGAGAGGUUUUCCUUGGCUGGUGAAGACUAGGAGACACUUGGCUAGUUGCUGGCUGGAAUUACCAGUCUCUUCCUUAGGCACUGCACAUUAAAAAGCUCAAAUCUGUAGUUGGUCAAUAUUGAUGUAGUUUCUUUAAGUGUUCUAUACCUUAACUAGAUUUCCGUAUUUUUACAAUGAUGCUUCAGUACUUUUGUUCACCAUGGCAAGUAUGACACCUCUCUCUGAAGAAUGUAGCAAGCUGCCAGCCUUCCUCCCAACUUUGAAGCGGCGUAGGGAUAGAGAUAACCCUGGCAUUUACACAGAAAUCUCCAGCUUGAAGGUUUUGAGCAGGCAUAGGCAAACUCGGCCCUCCAGAUGUUUUGGGCUUACAGUUCCCAUCAUCCUUGACCACUGGUCCUGUUAGCUAGUGAUGGUGGGAGUUAUAGUCCCAAAACAUCUGGAGGGCUGAGUUUGCCUGUGCCUGGUUUUGAGGAAGAAUUUUGGCUUCCAGAUGUGUUCAUUUAUGCCUUUAAAUUUUGCCUGUGAACUAAAAUAAUCAGCACUUUUGUUUGAGGUACUGUUUGUGUCACGAAUGCCUUAGCAGAGGCUUGUAAAAGAAGUUACUUGUAUUUUUGGCAGGAAGGCCAAAAUGGAUAGUGAAACAUGUUUGGAACUUCCCUUGCAGAUUCCUGUAAGGGUUGCUUCUCAUAAUACCACAUGCAUUUGGGAUCAUUAGGUUAGAUUAUCCAGGAAGCUGGAGUUGACUGGCUCUCUCUCCUCUUAGGUUCCGCAGUCUUGAGGAUUGCCCACUGCGUAGCCAUUAUGAAGUUGAAUACUGAUAGGACUGAAUUAAUACUGACUGGCAAGCCAUGUGCAAUACGAGGGAAGGGAUAGUCAGAAUUAAUGCUGACUUCAUAGCAGAAAUGGGGAUUCUGUGGCCGUCCAGAUGCUGCUGAACUACAAUUAUUGUCAUCCCCAACCACUGAACAUUCUUGCUGGCAGGAGUUGGAAUUCAGGAGCUUCUGGACAGCCACAGGUUCCCAGUCCCUUCCUAUCUCAGUCACACAAGUUUCAUCUUCAUGAUACAUAAGUGAGAACAUAUGCUAGUGCUCUAGUAUAUUCAGUGGCUUCCUUAUGUGUUCUGAUGCAAUUCAGGGUGCUUGUUGAUAUAAAGCCCACAGGGGCUAGUGUCACAUUGGUGCUUAGUUUAAAAUUCUGCACUUAAAACUUGUGAACUAAAUAUGUCUUCAUUUUUUGCCUCGGUUUUGAUUCCUAAUUGCUUUGAUUUUUAGGAGUUUUUUUGAAUUGCUGCUGUUCUUUGGAAAGGAUGAAUUCUAUGAAGAUCCUUUAAAAGAUAUGCUGGGCUCAAUCCAGGUAAUUUAUUGUUCAUAUGUUUGAGGAAAGGCUAUUAUUACAGUUUUCAGAGUAUGUGACAGAGACUCAGUAAGCAAAAAGUAGCCUCCUGCUUUGAAAAAUCUUAAAAUUGAGAAAUGAGAUCACUGGUAAAUAUUUUAUGCUAUGAUCAGUAAGAUUAGCUUUUUAUGCUAAACUUCCCUAGGACAAGGAUGGCCAACUUUUUUCAGCCUGUGACUUUGGAUCCCACAGUUACAGUGUCGUGUCCUCACAUGCACACUGGGAAAGUACAGUAGAAAACAAUUUUUUAGUGCUAAAUGACAAGGUGCUUACAGGGAGCUGUCAAUUGGAAAUAAGCCUGAGAGUCACACAGCUUUUUGCCAGGCCAGUACCAUUCUCUGAUGUCUUUCUUGUAGCCUUUUCACUCACCAAGAACACUGAGCACUUAGGGCUUGCCUCCCAGCAUUGCCACUGCCAUCUCAGCCUUCACCCUGUGACGCAAUGAGAGAAUGUUGCAGAAGUCUCUGUGAUAUAUUUGUGUGCUGCUGGGGGUGUUGGGGAAGGAAAGCUUGAGAGAGCUAGUCAAGGUGCAUUGAGAAGGGUAACCUGAACACAUUACUGGCCAGCACUCUGACCGAGUCAAGAUAUCUCUUUUAUCUUCAUUUUUUAAAAAUUUUAUUUUAAACUUUGAAAAUACGAAUGUAAACAACGGAAAAGGUUGCCCUUAACUCAUGACAUAAGCUAAACGAGAAUUAAUGCUUUAAAUGUAUUUUACCCUGUGUGUAUAUGGAAUUAUAUUAAAUUAUGCAAUUUAUUUAUGAAAAGACAAACAAAGCUCAGUCCACUUGAUGUAUUAAAGAAAUAUUUGUAUCCAUUUUAGGAAUGUCAGAACCUCUUGAGCAGAUACGGAAGCGUUAAUUUGGAGUUGGUGACUCGAAUUAUCAGAGAUGGAGGGCCUUGGGAAGAUCCUAUAUUACAAGCUGUCCUUAAAGCAAAGCCAGUUUCUCAGGAGUUGGGUACUAAACUUUUUUCCAUAAAUAGACCAAAAUAGUACCACAAAGAAAUGUCCUAAAUCAUGAUAUCUGCUUAUAAUUUUAUGUAACUUCAUUUGCAGGUUGUCUGUCACUCAUUUUAUACUGGGGAUAGCAGGGUAGAAUUGACAUUUAUAAUUUCAUUAUUUUUCCCCCCAAAACGGAAUUUCUCUUCCUCCCUGCUGUAUCAUUAUUCCCAGGGCAGCUGACAGUUAUGGAAAAGAAAGAAAAAAGAACACCCCAUAAAAUCACAUAACAGAAUAAAAUGAAUUGCCAUGGAAAUUAAAAGACACGGGUGGAAUAAGUGCCCUGUGUUAUUCUUAAUAUGAGCACACUAGUCUUGCCCUAUUGGCCACUUAUACAUGUGGAGCUUUCAAUUUCUGUGUAUUGCUCCUGAUGAGCAAAGAGUUCAAAGAACAACUCCAUGCAUUUCCCCCAGUUGUCUAUACAAAUCUUCCCCUCACUCAAUUGUGAAACAUUCGCUUGUAUCGGAGUUUGAAAUGCAAUUGUAAUGAAGAAUAUUGCAGUAAAAGGCUUACAGUUGUCAUUAAACAGUCACUGGGGCUGAGUUAAUAUGAAAGAGGCAUGUGGCAGUGGAGGUGAUAUGCUAUUUCCUGUUAAUGUAAGAAUUUUUAUACUGACACCUAACUGACCUCAUUCUAUUAUUAAUCUAGAUAUUUUACCAAUUUUUUUUUAUUAAAUUUGGUAGUUUGUUACAGAAAAAACAUACUUAGUACAGGUAAAAAUACAGUAUAAUAUAACCAGAUUUACACAAAAACAUAUGCAAUACAUAAAUAUCCAAAGCAAUUUGUUGGGAGGUUGACCUAGCAUAAUUUGUUAACUUUAACAGAAGCUCUUACCUUACAUCUUUAUAAAAUAGAACUUUUUGUUUAACCUAUGUUGCAAUUUAAGAUUUUUGUAAUCUAACUGUUUUUUUCAUUUGUUUUUACCAGUUAACAAAUAUUUAAGCUCUGAAAACCCACUGUUCUUUGAAUUGCGUGCCAGAUACCUUAUUGCCUGUGAACGCAUCCCAGAGGCAAUGGCUCUAAUCAAAUCUUGCAUGAAUCAUCCAGAUAUUAGUAAAGACCUUUACUUCCAUCAAGCAUUUUUCAUGUGUCUUUAUAUGUCACCACUGGAAGACCAGCUUUUUCAAGAGGUACUGUUCAACACAUUUUUGUGCUUAACAAUAUAGCUUAAUGUUUUGAUGAUAAUUGAUAUUUGAUAAUUGAUAUUACAGCAAAGUAGACAAAUGGUAAAACAAGGAUGUUUUAAAAUCAAAUUCCUGCACUAAAUAUCAAACUUUGUACAGAAUAUAAUUUCUGAAGAGCAAUAGAAGCUGUUUCCAUCCUAAUGCUAGCAUUGCACUACCCCUACUCCAGAACUGGAUGUUCAUAGUUGGUGUGAUGGGGGCCAUAUAGAAGUAAAUGGAGAGGUGAAAUUGAUGGGACCAAAUUGCAAGCAGUUCCUGAUGAGAUCCAUGUUUUCUCAUGGCGUGGGGGGGGGGAGUGAGAGAAAACGGUUUAUAGUGUUAAUUAAUGUUAUUUAAAACAUAAAACAGUUUUAAAACAUGUUAGGCUGGAACAGUAUUAAUUGUUAGUCUUCUCAAUGGAAUCCCAUAGCAGUGGCACUAAAUUUCCUGCAACACUGACAACCAUGCUGCUGAAAGCUAGUGCCUUCUUUUCCUUGCGAGUUAUUGAAAUGCUGUAUGUAAGGUUAAAGGUAAAGGACCCCUGGAUGGUUAAGUCCAGUCAAAUGCAACUAUGGGGUACAGCCCUCAUCUCACUUCGGGCUGAGGAAGCCGGCAUUUGUCUGCAGACAUCUUUCCGUGCUAUGUGGCCAGCAUGACUAAACUGCUUCUGGUGCAAUGGGACACCAUGACGAGUGCCAGAGUGCAUGGAAAUGCCAUUUACCUUCCCAUCACAGUAGUACCUAUUUAGCUACACGUACUGCUAUGUUUUUGAACUGCUAGGUUGGCAGAAGCUGGAACAGAACAACAGGAGUUCACCCCUCGCGCGGAUUCAAACUGCCAACCUUCCGAUUGGCAAUCCCAAGAGACUCAGUGGUUUAGACCUUGUUCAGAAACAGUGUUGAUGCAGAAAAAAUGUAUGCCUCAGGCAGUGAUGAAUCUAAAACAUAGUCUCCAAUUCUCUAAAUAGUCAUCUUAUACACAGAUGGCAUGCAUACAUUAGGCAUUUUUUCUGGAAUUAAAAUAAUACUUGAUACUAUCUUUCUCAGUCACUCUGCUACAAAACUAAUAAGGUAGCAAUUUUUACUGUGUUACAAUCUAUAGUUUUACAUAGGGUUGAAUAAAAAUACAUCAAUUUACAGCAAGUUAUAGUUUACUGCUAAACUUCCAUCACAAGUUUCUGUAUGUGUUAAUAUUAUGAAGUUAUUUUUUUAUCCCUUUUAAUGUUGUUACUGAGCUUUUUUGGGAUGCAUUUUACUGAAAUCAAAUUGCCAAACUAGCUGCUUACAAGGGUCAAAUAUAUGUUGCAUAGAAACUGCCUUAAUAUACUUUCAUUCUAAAAUAAAAAUCUAGGCAACAUUCCCAAUCCUAACCCAAAAUAAAAUUGGCAUUCAUAUUUGACAGCAAUCGCUCUAGUAGCAGCAGUUUGAGGAUUCCAAUUACUGUUAAAUGGUGAGCAUUAAUGUUACUAGACUUACUCAAAUGGAUCUCAUUUUGAUUGUAUAGCACUUGCUGAGGACUGAUUGCAAGAAUGGCACUGAAAUCAUCUGCAACAUUGCAAAGGAAGGGAAGACUGCCUUAGCCUUGUACCUUUGUGAAUCAUUCCUUAUUCCACAGCUCAAAAAGGGAGAGAUGUAUUGCAUAUGGUAAAUACUUUAUCUCUCAUAAUAUUCUGUUAUGGUAACAUAAUAUCUGCAGGUUGUAGAUUCAUAUUGCUACUAAAGACUAGUAGAAGUAUAACUUAUAGUUGUAACUAAUACAUAGUCAAGAUUUCACUUUUCAGAAUUGCUGUUGAAGAUACCCGUACAGCAUGGGAUAUACUGCAUAUUCUCUCUCUCUCUCUCUCUCUCUCUCUCUCUGUGCGCGCGUCUGUGUUUAUAAUCCUGAGUUAUAUGUAAAUUACUGUGUUCUUAGUAGCAUAAUUACUCUUUUAUAAAUAUUUCACUUACAGAAUUGCUGUUUGAGCUUCUUGCUAACAAACCACUUUCUGUUUUAUAGGGAGCUGAUCUUUAUUUGGAGUAAACUGCAGCUUAAAUCUAAUCCAUCAAAACAAGUAUUUGUAGAGCAAUGCUACCACCUCCUAAGGAUAGCUACAAACAUAAGAGUUAUAUUCCCUUUCAUGAAAGUUAUUAGGGAUGAAGUAAGUUAUUGUUUCUUGCAAACUUCUUUUUUUUAAAAAAAUACUAGAUUCCACCACGGCUAUGAAUAAUUAUUGUACACAGAGUACAGUUGCAUAAUAGAACUUUUAGUUUAAAUGUCAGGAAAUUGUUUAUAGAUGCUGCAACUGAGAUAGGAGCAUUGCAGACAUAACUCUUAAUCAUAAUUAAUGCUAACCACUAUUUUAAUCCUGGUUAAGAUCCAAAACAUACAGUGAAAUCAUGGUUUAGUUUGCAGCAGAAAUGUACACAGUGCCACUAUUGAAACUUGUAGUUCUUUGUCUGUAUAGGGACAUAAGAUCAAGUGGUGUUUAAACAGAAACUUUGAAGAUUGUUUUUAUUGCAUCUAGCUUGUUAGUUUUUUGCAUUCUGUAAAUUUAUUUGAGAAAAAUGCAUUUAAAAAAUAAUAAUCUUCCAGUGUUACUUGUCUAUAUUGCCAUUGUUACUUAUGCCAUCAAGUAUUAAUUCAAUAACUUUAUUAUUCAUUUCAUUGCACUAUAAUGUAGGCAUACUUCAAUAAGAUGCAUACAUUAUAUGUGCAUCUGAAGAUUCUGUGUUGCACCAUAAGGGAAAUAUGUCUUUUCCUCACUUUUACAUCACCAUGAAAGUACAACCAGAAGUAUUACUUCCUUCUAACAUACAGAGGGGCAACUUGGUGCUUUCAGAGGUCUCCUUUAUAAAUCUGUAACAGUUGUGUGAGUAUAUGGGAGGCUGCUGUAGCCUCAGGCCAUCAGUCUAGCUCAUAUCAAGGAAGACAACUUCAUUGGCCCUUCCCCUGAUGUAAUACUCCAAUUGAAGGCUUGGUAUAAUAGUCAUGGUGUAAUAGAAAACAAUAACUGUUGAUUAAGAACGUAACAUGGCAAAAAUAAUACUUUGGGGCUAAACAGAAACUUUUUUUUAAACAACAUAUUUGGCAGGGAUGUUCAUGCCUGCUUCAUUCAGUAUAUUAUAAUCUGUAAAUAGCUGUAGAAUAUUAUGAGAUGUAGAAGGAUCCCAGUAAAUUGGAUUGUCUUUGUGUUCUGGGUUUUGAAAACAUUGGUAAGUUAUAUUGUCUCAUUUCUUUUCCAUAGGUUGGCAAAGAAGGCCUGCAGAUUUGUGUAGAGAUAUGUGGAAGUGCUCUCCAGUUGGAUCUCCGUGAUGAUCCAAAAAUGAAGUGUCUGAUAUAUAAAACCAUUGCUCACUUUUUGCCAAAUGACUUGGAGAUUGUCAGAAUAUGUGCUCUUUCUGUCUUUUUCCUUGAGCGCACCUUGGAAUCAUAUAGCACAGUUGAACAUCUGUAUAAAUGUGCGGAUGAAGAGUACAACGAUCAAACCAGUUCUGUACAGAAUCGUGUGCGUUUUGAGCUGCUUCCAAUUUUGAAAAAGGGCUUGUUCUUUGAUCCCGAGUUCUGGAAUUUCUUGAUGAUCAAGCAGAACUGUUUAGCACUGCUAAAGGAGAAAGCAUCUGUUGAUUUGAAUAAAACUACGCCAGGGCAUUCUUCCGCACAUGUUUCAAAGACACGUCGAGGAUUGCGUGGUGAUCAAGCCUGUAUAGCUGAUGUAAACAACACAGAACUAGAGCAUGAUAGCCCUUCUGGAGCACAUGAUAAUUCCAAGAAAAACCAUAUAACUCUCAGCUCAUCUAAAGUCGAUCACAAUGUACCAAGGCACCGUUGUGUGUUAUGUAACAGGGAAUUUCUUGGUGGUCACAUUGUGAGGCAUGCACAAGCUCAUCAGAAAAAAGGCAGUUUUUCCUGUGUAAUGUGUCGCAGGAAAUUCAGGCAAAAAGGAAUAAUGCUCAAGCACUUAAAGAAUCACAUCAAGAAAAUGACAAGGCGUCACCUUGCUGUUACUUGUCAUGAUCAGGAAACCCCUAAUGUAAAUGAAAUAAACUGUGCCGAUACAGGUGUCACAACUGAAAAUGGGAAAUCGGAAAGCUGCAAAGACAGCAAAGUAGAGGUUGUCAUCAUACCGGAUACAAAUCAGGAGAUGCAGAAUUCUGAACUCCUAUUUGAUAUAACUGAAAAUCAUGAUAGUUGCCAGGGUACCAUUAUUGAAAAUGGUAGUUGUGAUAGCUGUUCAAAUAAUACUCCUGAACCAGAAACCAUGGGAGGAUUUCCAGAAAGUGAUAGCAACCUAAAUAAAGAGUUGCCUGUUCUUCAUAAAGUAAAUGGUGUGUUAUGCCCUCAGAAUGACUUUGACAUUAUGGACCAAGCAGGUAACUUCAAGUGUCCUGCUAAUGGCUGUAUUAGAGUCUUUAAAAAGAUAAGAUUUCUGAAUAAACAUGCCCGGAAAGCUCACCCCUCUGAUUUGAAGGUGCAAGAACACAUAAUGAAGUCUAAUAAAGGAAAAUGUCGCUUCUGUCAGAGAAAGUUUUUUGAUUCUCAACAUUUUAUUGAUCAUCUAAAGCAGCAUGUUUAUCCAAAUGUUUAUUUUUGUUUACACUUUAACUGCAAUCAGAGAUUUAAGCUAUCCACAGAACUUGCGGAGCAUAUAAAAAGCCACAGUGAGUUUAAAGCUCAGUGUAACUUUGCACAGUGCGGUAAACUUUUUGAAGAUCUUUCGUUGCUGUAUGAGCAUGAAGCUCAACAUUAUUCCAACAAAACUGGUCCUUUGGAAGAAGCUGAUGAAAACAUUUUUUCAGAUACUACUUUGGAAUCCCAGUGUAGCAUCCAGGAAAAAGAAAGUAGUAAUAGUAAAAAGGAGACUGUAAUAGACUUGCCAGUUCCAACAUGGAAAGCGAGGAAAGAUUCUACAGAACCAAAGACUUACAUUCAGAGUGAGAAGAAAAUUAAUAGUGUAAUUCCGAAUGGGAAUGAAAAUGCAUGUGAAGGUAUUGCUACAGUGGUGAACUUGAUAGACCAAAAGAUACCUGCGGUAGAGCCAAAUUCAGAGAACUGUAAUGUUACUGACCAACUAGUCAAUGGGUAUGGUGAACUGGAACAGACUUCUUCAGCAUCCCUAGAUACUGAUUCAGAAAGUAUGAUUGACAAAACAAGGACAGAAAAUGGAUCCGUUCUGCCUGUUUUACAGAACUCUCCUGAUACACCACCAAACAGUGUUGCUCAGUUGCCUUCCAAACCAAAUCUGAUAACAGAAAAUACUUCAUAUGGCUUAAUUUUAACAAAGCCUUUUGUUAGACCAUUGCCACCAAGUUACCUGGAUGAGCGAUACAUUAGCAUGCCAAAACGUAGAAAAACUUUGACUGAGAAAGUAGAUACCCAUUCAGAACAAGAUAAAACUAGUAGCAAAUUGGAAAGGUUAAGAUGCAGCAAAUGCCUGACCACCUACUGUAACUCAGAAGCACUUGAGCUUCACCUUGCACAAAAGAAAUGUCGGACACUCUUUGGAUUCGAUUCAGAUGAUGAAAGUAAGUUUUGAAAUACUAGGUCCAUGUAUAGUUGUAAAAGCAUUAGACAAGAUACAGUGGAAACAAGCAUGUGCCAGACAAAUAUUGAAAAUGAGUGCGGUACAUUUAAGGAGAAAUGAAUCCAAAAUGUUAGGGUAGAUAGAUGCAAGAAACAAUUGAAUAUAAGCUGUCAGAUUUAGAAUAUAGGCAAGCAAGUUAGUUUGAGUGAUUUUUUAAAGACAGUAUUCCAUACUUGUUAAGUAGCUGAAUUCCAGUAUAAAACAAGAAUAGAGAGUACCUCAUUGUGUAUACUGUAAACAUAAUAAUGUAAUAUUUGUUCACAGGUGCCUGAUCAAAUGUUGUGAGAAGAUUUCUCAGUGAAGAGUGAUGUGGUGGAGCACUACAAUAUUCUGCAUCAGUUGUCUUUCCCUUGUUGGCCUUAAUUAUAAGAAGUCUGAAGUUACUAAAGAAAAUCAUGAUCUUGCUCACUUGGGUCAGAUCUAAGUGACUGUAGGAACUGCAGAAUUUGAGUCCAGAAAAACUGUGUUAAAGCCCCCAAAGUACCAGUAAUCUAGAAGCCACAAGGUCCUACAUGAAGUUCCGGUGUAAGUAAGUUCAAAGUGCAGUAACAUACUGAGUGGGAACUAGGGAGAAACACAAGUGGUACAUGCCUCUUUCAGAUGUGCACAGUCAAAGGAAGCCUGUCUAUAUUAUAACAACUAUUUUGAGUCAUUCUAUUAAAUGUCCGUAUGCAUAAAACCCAGUCAAUUAAAAGUUCAUCUGUUUGUAGAGGUUGAUUAUUCUUAGCAUUGGCAUUUGGCUUAUAUUGUACUGUACUUUGGAAAGAGAACUUGUGAAUGUAACAGAAGAUCAGAACAUGGCCAUAUCCUGGUAAAAAUGUUAAGGCAUACAAAACAUGGAAGCAUGUCUCAAUCUAAUAUUUCAAAACACAAGCAAUUAAACUUCUUUCAAAUGCACCAACUUUCCUUUUUUUUUCAAUAUCUGACCCAUAGAUGACCUCUAUAAAGAAUGCAGGCGAAGUGAAAAAAAUUUAAGUACAGUGUUGGAUACAUGCAGUUUGAGGCUUAAAAGUAAAUGCAUAUGCUAUUGAAGGCAGCUGAACUUGACCUGGAAUAUAAAAUGAUUUUUUUAUUCAAAGUAUAGUUAUUAUGUUGGUACAGUUGAUAUCCUGAAAGACCAGUUUCCUCUAUAAAGUGAGCUACUUGGUGGUUGUUUUUUAAAAAGAUACAUUUCCAACUUUUCUAGAGUCCCACAAGAUUCAAAGUAGAUUGUCAAUCCUAGGAAUAAAAGCACUUGGCAAAAUAACUUCAUUCUUGGUGAAAGAGCAGGGAAUUAAACGAACAUACCCAUAUUGUAAUCAGUAUAGGAAUAUAUAAUUAUCUUUAUGAAACAGUUGCUUUUUUCUGAAAGAUUAUUGAGAUGUAUUUCAUUACAAAAUUUGUGGUAAAAAGUUUAGGACUCACUGUUUCUUUAGCUAACUGAAUGCCUGUAAGGACAAUUCGCACUGUGCCUUGAGAGGUGAAACUUUAACCAACCUCAUUCAUAACAUAGUAUAUGUAAAGACAGAGCAUUCAGAUUCAAAAUAAGAUCCAAACAAAUAUUUUCUUGAAUAAAUCAAUAUGCAAAUUUUCAUUUCAUGAAAGGUCACAUGUCAAGAGACUUUGCUAACCGCAGAUAUUUUGGAGACAUUUAUUUGGGUGGAGUGUAUGUUUCAAAGCAUUGAAUGAUGGUGUGUGAGUUAUCACAAUUUUAGGCAUUUCAACUUGUUGAUCAGGUUCACGUUGUUACCUCUUCUCAUCCAUAAAACAAGCGUAUUUCAGUGUUAAAAACAAAAGUUCCAUAAUCAAAUCUAGCCAAACCGGGGGGGGGGGGGGAGGAUGGAAUUAUGAUCUCACACAAACAUGCUUGUACACUAAAACUAUCAUUUAGUGUAUUGGACACCAAAGUAUGUGUUUAACCUUUGCAUGCAUUUGAGGUUAUUGACUUGGAUCCAGAUUUUUGUUGAGCCAUCGGUAUUACUUAAUCUACACUUAUUAAUUGCCUUCUAAACCACCAUCUCGGUGGUUUACACAGAAUAAUUUAAAGCAGUUAAAAACACAAAAACAGAAAAUACAGUUAAGACAAUACUAAAACCCUAACAAGUGGACCCUCAUAGCAAAGCCCCAGCUGGGAGAGCCUGCUGGAACAAAAAUGGCUUCAGCCAUUUCUGGUAAGUGCAGAUAGCGGGCACCUGUCAUAUCUCAACAGGAAUGCUGUUUCACAGAAGAGGCAGCCACAAUAAGAGCUCUGCUCUGAGUUAAUGUGGAGCAGGCUUCUGAAAUCCUUGGAACUUGUAGGAGGAACUCUAAUCUACUGGCUGUAUGUAAGAUAAGGCAGUUUCUCAAGUAACCUGGUCCUGAGCUGUAUAGGGACUUGUAUGUCAAUUCCAACACCUUGAACUUGGCAGAAAUUGCCUACUUUUCCUUCUGCCAGUGGGAACUUUGGAUCAGAGGUCUUUGAAGGAACCGUUUUGCAGAAGGCUUAGUUUGUAUUCUGCCCACUGUCAAAGCUGCUCUAGACUACUAAAAUAGCAAAAUUCAAUCCCAAUAUAAUCCAGAUUAUAAUAGCAGAUUUCUGUUAUGUAUAAAUUAUAAAAUAUUACUUUGCAUGGAAAUAACUCUCAUAGCACAUUACACAAAUGCCAUACCUGGGUUCUCUGCUUUUUACCACUUGAGAUCCAAUAUAACAUUUUUUGUUUUGUUUCUGUGUACCCUGGCACCCGUAAGUGUUUAGUAGUUUACAUUAAAUGGGAGUCAUUAACAAAUUUUGGAAUUUAACUGUGAUUUAGCUGGAAUCUGCUUGAUACCAUUACUAGAUUAGUAAAUAUUUUUUUCCUAUCAUUGGAAUAUUAAAAGUGGAAGUUCUCAUAAAUGGCAUUUAAUUCAGUGGAUUUCUGUCAAAAUGAAGAUAAUGACCAAGGAACAUAGCAAGAGUCCACAAGAGGUUGUUUUUCAACAGCUGGUAAUUCAGAAGCAUGUUGCCUUUGAUUCUGGACGUGGUAUAUAGCCAUCAUGACUAGUGGCCAUGACACUUUCAGUUUUCAAUAGUAUUCAUAUUCAGGUAGUCCUAGCCUUGUGUGUAUUGGCUUUUUUAUUUAUUUCUAGUUACAUUGCUAAAUUUGAAUGGAAGAGUAUUAGCGCUGUUCAAAAACCUGCUUCAGUGGCAUCACAUUGAGUAUCUUAAAAAAAAUAAAAUUAUUAUGCACUAUAUAAUCAAGUUGCUUUAAAAGACAACUGGGUUUUGCAGUGCUUUCCCUCCAGUUUAUGUGGAUAUUGUAGCUGUGAUACUUUAUCUGCUCUGCUGUUUUGUUGUUUUUUUGGAUAUGGACAACAAUCUUGGACACCUCUUUAGUUUGAAAUUGUUUAUUUUCUGUAAAUCACCAUAUAUUGGGUAUUCAAAAUUUGGCUUCCUCAGGAAUGAUUUCCUUUUUGAAGUUGAUGAAUUAUUUUCUAAAGUGUAGAAAAUCAGUCAAAAUAGCUGUAGGAAACAUUUUGUAAAAAAGAAAAAUUACCCUUCUCUUAAAUGUUUACUUUGCCUGUUGUAUCAAACCAUUUUAAAAAGAAAUUUUUAAAAUGAAUAUACCAUUACUUUUCAGUUAUUAUCUGAUCUCUUUGCUAUGCCACCACACAAAUGCUUUGGAUAUGUUUUAGUACUAGGACAGCAUGCCAUUGCAUUGCAAAAAGGACGGGUCUGCUGGCAGGUAUCUGAAUAUUUGGGAUUUCAGGCACCUUAAAACAGGAAUGCUUAAAAAUCAAGAUUGCAAACCCAAUCCGUGUGGCUUCUAAAGAAUAAGCUUACCGUAAACAGUGGCCAGAAUCUAGCAAACCCACUAACUGCAAAAUGCUGAGAGAGCAAGAGAGCUCAGGAUAACUUUCUGAUUUAGGGCUCAGGUUACAAAACCCAAUCUUAGGUUUUGGCUGUUUGUAGGCUGCCGCUGUUAAACUCAAUACAGGGAAUGGGAAACUUCAACCAACCAACCACCUGCAUGCCCCUGGUGAACUUCUUGAUUGUUCUGGGAAAUAAUUGGGAUCCCUUUUCUUGUUAACAUAGAACCAGCUUUAGAUGUACAAAGACUGAAGCUGCCGGGACCAUAUGGGGAGGAUUCCCCCCCACCCUCCAUGACCCUGUUCAGUCUUCCUUGUUUCAGAUUUUUGGCCCAAGGUUUGUUGGAUAGUGGAGAUUUGCUAAUUCAGAUAACGCAGUGAUAAAGUUAUUGAGAUGCAACCCCCUAGGGGCAAAUAUUUGAACUUUGUGUGCUUAAAACUGUUACAUAUGGAUAGUCUGCAUUCUAAGUAACUUAAAUAAGAAAAACCAUCGAACAAUUAUUAAUGGAUGGUGUUCCAUCUGUCUGUUUGUCCGCAGGACUGUAUUUCUCCAGCUGUUAAUGCCCCCCGCCUCCAAAAGGGACAGCACAAUAGAUAGUUGUUGUGAAGGGUUUACCCAGAGAAAUGUGCUGUGACAGGUGUUAGUCCCUUUCCAUCUCUACCUUACCCUAAUGUCAAGAGAAAAAGAAUGCCCACAGCCAUGGAAGUGUUACUGAACUCAUGACUAUCUUCUUGUCUUAAGAUUUAAAGGCUAGAAAACAUCACAGUGCCGUGUGUUCUAUGUUUCACCAGCUGGUGGCAAUAUUGGCAAUCUCCGCUUGCCCCAAUUAGGGUGACAAAUACAGAUUUCAUGGCUGACCAUGUUUUCUAAUUGAAUGCCCAGUAUCUAACUAUGCUAUCAUAUGGGAAAACUCUAUUAUUUUCAAGCAUUUUUGUUUAUUCUGACCCUCAGUUACAUAUCUGAUUAUCAGUUGUUCUUUAUUUUUUAGAAUAACUCUUAGUGCCUAAAAGGGUUCUAAACAAUACCCAACUGUUGGCUGUGUUUUCCAGAUCAGUUUCUUUAGGAUUUGAAAUACACUUAAAAAGGAUGUUCACAGGUUUGUUACUAUAUAAAUUUGGUUCAUUUUAAAGGAUAUGUAAAAAUCUAAUUGUAUUAUUUUCUGGGUAACCUUCCUCUACAACCAGUUUUCUAGAAAAAGUUGGAAAUAGGAUAUCUGUGGGAAAGGUCACUGGUACUUUGGUUAUUUAGCCAUAUUCGUUAAACAUCUAUAAAUUGUAUAGUUCGGAUCAUGUAUAACAAGAAGGUUCGGCGAUACUCUUUGUUUAACACCAAGGGGUAGGAUGAAACACUUAAAAGGGGUGUUUUUUUAUUUAUUUUGUACUGUAUAACACUUUGAUUAAAUGCAGUGUGUGCAUUUUGAGACUCUUACUUUGUAAAAGCUAUUACAGAUUCACCAAGAAAGGAAAUUUGUGCUUCCUUCUUGAAUGUUAAAUUAUUUUAUUUUGCAUUUUAUAUGAAUACAAAUUAAAACUGAGCCAUCAAACUGCAAUAAAUCAACAGUAGUGUUUCCAUUUUAAACUUUUUGUAUUGUAAAUAGAACUGUUCAAUAAAAUAUUGUCUGUUAUU